Messenger RNA from Physella acuta, 3015 nucleotides. Its product is annotated as short transient receptor potential channel 6. Gene Ontology annotation, molecular function: store-operated calcium channel activity; inositol 1,4,5 trisphosphate binding; protein binding. NCBI's taxonomy places the organism in Eukaryota, Metazoa, Mollusca, Gastropoda, Physidae. The record is from RefSeq and is a predicted model, not a curated record. Gene Ontology annotation, biological process: calcium ion transmembrane transport; single fertilization; regulation of cytosolic calcium ion concentration. Gene Ontology annotation, cellular component: plasma membrane; cation channel complex.
UUCCAUUGAAGCAACAAUAGUGUUCUAGUAGUGUUAACUUUACUUGACAUACUAUGAAUUUUUUAAUAUUAAGUCUAGAUCUAUAUUUUUUUAAUUGACAUAUGUCUAAGCUAAGCAGACUGAUUUAAUGUUUCUGUUGAAUCCAAGGCUUCAAUAAAUAAGUUUUAGCUCCGUUAACUUCUGACUGCUGACAAUGUCAUUCAAUUCGAGCCACAAUAAAUGGCUACGUCGUCGUGUUGGAUCAACACGCUACAGCAUGAUAUCACACGCAUCACAGGACUCGUCAGCAUCCAAGACAGGAUUUGUGGACCUAGAAGAUGAGUUCCUGCACGCUUGUGAGUUUGGUGAUGUGCACAACGCCAGAAGGAUAUUAAGAGACUUUGUUGACACGGUCAAUGUAGACUGCAUGGAUGCCCUGGGCCGCACGGCACUCCGACUGGCUGUCAAAAAUGAGCAUCUUGAGAUCGUGGAGGUGUUGCUGGAGAAGUCCAACCAGCACCACAUCUAUGAGGCUGUGCUACAGGCUAUCAGUGCUGGACAUACUCAGAUCGCUGAGACCAUUCUCAAACAUAGACGCUACCUGGAGAUGUGGAAGGAGCGCCGGAAGUUGGGAGAUAUGGAUGGUUUCUACAAGGCAGCCUGCUCUGACGCUCAGUUUUCUCCCGAUAUAACGCCCAUGAUCUUGGCUGCUCAGAACAACAAUUACGAAGUCGUUCAGUUGCUUCUCUUGAGAGGGGAGACAAUCCACAAGCCACACAAGUUUGGCUGUUCGUGUCAGGAAUGUCGAAACCGCAUGAAGUUUGACCAGCUCCGCCUAGCCAAAUAUCGCCUAAAUGCCUACAGAGGUCUGGCCAGUGAGGCCUACAUCUCCUUGUCCAGUAAAGAUCCGAUUCUUACAGCUUUUGAGCUGGCAGCUGAGCUGAGGAGGUUGUCAAGGGUCGAGAAACAUUUUAAGCGUGAGUACCGUGACUUAGCAGACCAGCUGAGUGAUUAUGUGGUCAAACUUCUGGACAGAAUUAGAACACAGAAAGAACUGGAACUUGUCUUAAACAAGACGGGGAAACCACAUCAAGAAAAGUUUGAGAGUUUGGCCAGAUUUAAACUGGCCCUCAAGUAUGACGAAAAGAAGUUUAUUGCUCACCCAAGCUGUCAGCAGAGAAUAGUUAGGGCCUGGUACACUGGCAUGGGACGGAUGGAGCGCGCAAGUUGGACCAAGAGAAUAGCCAUGAUCAUGUCAUUCAUCUGUGCAUACCCUGUGCUCGUUUUUCUUCACAUAUUUUUUCCACGUAGUAAGGGAGGAAAUAUUUUGCAACUGCCAGUUGUCAAGUUCUCUUGCCACGCGGCGUCCUUUGUGAUUUUUUUGCUGCUCAUCGUUGUGUCGACCAUUGAAUCUUCUAAGAGCGUCAGCAAGUACAGAACAUUAAGCUCCGAGUACAGCUCUGUUGCUGUCACAUACAAGCAAAUGCGAGUGUACUGCAGCGACUCCAUGUAUGGAGAGGAUUUCCCCUUGAGGGCUAGCUCGCCGAGCAUCACGGAGCUCUUGAUGACGUUCUGGAUUUUUGGAAUGCUAGUUCAGGAAUGCAGCCAAUUGUUUACUAGCGGCUUGGUAGAACACAUCAGCAUAUACAAUGGUCUUGAUUUUAUACUGCUCAUUUGUUAUAUAACUUCUACUUCGCUUCGUUACUGGACCAUGCUAAAGUUUCACCAGGCCAUAGAUGUGCUCUCGAGAAUAAAUAACCAAACCUGCACAGAACUGAGUAGAUUUUACUGGUUAAACACAGAUCGUCUUUACUGGGCACGGGAGGACCCGAUGAACUUACUUGAAGGACUCUUUGCCAUGGGAAAUAUUAUCAGCUUUUUCCGCAUUUCUUACUUACUUCCUGCCAACGAGAUCUUAGGACCGCUGCAGAUAUCACUGGGACGUAUGCUAAAGGAUAUCGCAAAGUUCGGAGCUUUAUUUAUCCUUGUCAUCUUCGCCUUCAUGGUGGGCCUUCACAACUUGUACUGGUACUACAGCGAGAGGGUUAAAAUAGAACUGGACAACUUGACGCAUCCUAAGCAGGUUCCUGCCGAGAAACACUUUGGAGGGGUGCUGCCUACCUUUCGAACGGUGUUUUGGACCUUAUUUGGUCGAGGGGAACCUGAAGUUGUUAAACUAGGCGAGUUUAAUAAUACAUUCACAGAGGACAUCGGCUAUGUCAUCUAUGGAGCUUAUAACGUUGCUAUGGUUACCGUCUUACUUAAUAUGCUUGUUGCAAUGAUGACAAGAUCAUUCACCCUAAUUGCAGAAGACUCAGACCGUGAAUGGAAGUUUGCACGUAGUCGCCUGUACACCGAUUAUAUAGGUAACAUUGGAGUCUUACCUGUUCCUCUCAACAUUCUUGGCGCGCCCAACUGUUUAUUUCAGAUGAUCUUCUCCAGCCACUCCAUUCCAGACACUUUGGAUAUUGACCUUGAAGGUGAGAUGGUUGAUUCAAUACAAGGGGACAUUUCAAGCAGAUUUCUCUACAACAACGAAAACACCAAAAGCGUUAGUGUCGUCACUACCCCAUUUGACACGGAAGAGAAUACCACUCUUAAAGCCAAGCCCAGCAGUUCCCAAAGUCAAGAAAAGCUCACAUAUCGACAAACAAUGGAACGGAUUGUGCAAAGAUAUAUUUUUGAUUUACAGAGAGAAGCUGAAGUCACAGAAGAUGACUUCGAAGAGAUCAAGCAUGACAUAUCCAGCUUUAGGUAUGACGUCAUUCAUCAGAUGGCCGUGAAGACGAACGUCCAAGACGAGCUGAUGGCCAGCAUGAACACCAUCUUAAACCAAAUGCAGGAUCUUAAAGAAAAACUCCACAAAGGAAAAGGCAGCAUUUGAUGCAUACAUCAGCACAGCGUCUGCUUCAAGUACACCUGCAGCCACUAAUUAUCUAUGUGGACUACUCUCUGUAAUACACAUGGAUGCUUUCAAAACAUUUUUAAAAAAAUAUCACAACUAUAAGUAUAUCCAAUCAUCAGUUAAUUAUUUAA